UCGAUCUGGAGCUUGUGGUACAGCAGUAGCCACUCAAGUUGGUUGGUUACACUCUGCUCAGUACUACAGCUCCACUGUAUCUCUACAAGCUGCUAGCCACUCAAGUGAGCUGAAUCACGGCCACAGUUUGUUAUCUCAUCAGGUUACAAGACAUAGGUGAGUAGUAAGUGUAUCAUUCCGAGAGGCAAGAAUCCAAGAUCUUGGAUCAGGGGCCAAGACGGAGGCGGUGCCGUGGGGUGAAGCAACCUACCUCACAUGCUGUGUUGUUGGAACCGAGCUUAGCAGCUGCGCUUCCAAGAACACAUCGUAUCACUAACCUGGGCUUGGCUUCCCGAUCCAUCAGCACAGUUACCAACGUGCUCACGCACUGACUGAGCUGACUGAUCGAUCCAUCCAUCGAGCAAGCAAGCUACGCUUUAAUCGUUGGAGUGAUCUGAGCAAGCAGCCAUGGCGUCGUCGUGGUGGGGCGACAAGGAGGAGCAUGGCACGCCGGUGGUGGUCAAGAUGGACAACCCCUACUCGCUGGUGGAGAUCGACGGCCCCGGCAUGGACAGCUCCGAGAAGGCGCGGCGUAGCAAGAACGCCAAGCAGUUCAAGUGGGUGCUCCUCCUGCGCGCGCACCGCGCCGUCGGCUGCGUCGCGUGGCUCGCCGGCGGCUUCUGGGGCCUCCUGGGCGCCGUCAACCGGCGCGUCCGCCGGAGCCGGGACGCCGACGCGGAGCCCGACGCCGAGGCCUCGGGGCGCGGCCGCCACAUGCUCGGCUUCCUCCGCGCGUUCCUGCUCCUCUCACUCGCCAUGCUCGCCUUCGAGACGGCGGCCUACCUCAAAGGGUGGCACUACUUCCCUCGGGACCUGCCGGAGCACUACCUCCGGCAGCUCCCCGAGCACCUGCAGAACCUGCCGGAGCACCUCCGCCACCUGCCGGAGAACCUCCGCCACCUGCCGGACGGCCUCCGCAUGCCGGAGCAGCAGGAGAUCCAGGGGUGGCUCCACCGCGCCUACGUGGCGUGGCUCGCCUUCCGCAUCGACUACAUUGCGUGGGCCAUAGAGAAGCUCUCCGGCUUCUGCAUCGUCCUCUUCAUGGUGCAGUCCAUCGACCGCAUCCUCCUCUGCCUCGGCUGCUUCUGGAUCAAGGUCCGCGGCAUCAAACCCGGCCUCGUCGCCACCAAGAAACGUGGCAACAAAUACGCUGAUGACGAUGACCUCGAGGACGGCGAUGACCUCGGCGCCUACUUCCCCAUGGUCCUUCUGCAGAUGCCCAUGUGUAACGAGAAAGAGGUGUACGAGACGUCGAUCUCACACGUGUGCCAGAUCGACUGGCCGCGGGAUCGCAUGCUGGUGCAGGUGCUGGACGACUCGGACGACGAGACGUGCCAGAUGCUCAUCAGGGCGGAGGUGACCAAGUGGAACCAGAGGGGAGUGAACAUCAUCUACCGCCACCGGCUGUCGCGUACAGGGUACAAGGCCGGCAACCUCAAGUCCGCCAUGAGCUGCGAGUACGUCAAGGACUACGAGUUCGUCGCCAUCUUCGACGCCGACUUCCAGCCCAACCCAGACUUCCUAAAGCUCACAGUCCCACACUUCAAGGGGAACCCGGAGCUUGGGCUGGUGCAGGCGCGUUGGAGCUUCGUGAACAAGGACGAGAACCUGCUGACCCGGCUGCAGAACAUCAAUCUGUGCUUCCAUUUCGAGGUCGAGCAGCAGGUCAACGGCAUCUACCUAAACUUCUUCGGCUUCAAUGGCACCGCGGGUGUGUGGCGCAUCGAGGCCCUCGAGGACUCGGGCGGUUGGAUGGAGCGCACCACCGUGGAGGACAUGGACAUCGCCGUGCGCGCCCAUCUACAGGGAUGGAAGUUCAUCUACCUCAACGAUGUUAAGGUGCUCUGUGAGCUGCCGGAGUCGUACCAGGCCUACCGGAAGCAGCAGCACCGGUGGCACUCCGGCCCCAUGCAGCUCUUCCGCCUCUGCCUCCCGGCCAUCAUCAAGUCCAAGAUCCCGUUGUGGAAGAAGGCCAACCUGGUGAUGCUCUUCUUCCUCCUCAGGAAGCUCAUCCUGCCCUUCUACUCCUUCACGCUCUUCUGCGUCAUCCUGCCGCUCACCAUGUUCGUGCCCGAGGCGGAGCUGCCGAUCUGGGUCAUCUGCUACGUGCCCAUGAUCAUGUCGGUGCUCAACAUCCUGCCGGCGCCCAAGUCCUUCCCCUUUGUCAUCCCAUACCUCCUCUUCGAGAACACCAUGUCCGUGACCAAGUUCAACGCCAUGGUGUCGGGGCUGUUCCAGCUGGGCAGCUCCUACGAGUGGGUCGUCACGAAGAAGGCCGGCAGGACCUCCUCCGAGUCCGACAUCUUCGCGAUGGCGGAGAAGACCGACACCGCCACCAGGCCCGCCCCCAGGCUCGUCCGCGGAGUGUCCGAGGCUGGGCUGGAGGCAUGGGCCAAGACACACCAACUUGACAACAAGGACCUGCAACUCAAGGCCGAGGCAGAGGAGGUCACAUCACUGGCAGCCGCGAUCAAGAAGACCAGUAAGGCCAAGCCUCCCAACAGGAUCUUCAAGAAGGAGCUGGCACUGGCCUUCCUCCUCCUCAUCGCGGCGACACGCAGCCUGCUCUCGGCGCAGGGGCUGCACUUCUACUUCCUGCUCUUCCAGGGCGUCACCUUCCUCGUCGUCGGCCUCGACCUUAUCGGCGAGCAGGUCAGCUAGUGGCAAGCAGAAAUAAAGUGGCCCUACUUGCCAUGCAUCGAUCACGACGACGUGCGCCAAGGCUGCAUAGUGCCCAUGGGAGAAUUUUUGAUCGAUCAGGCUACUGGGAUUAUGACUUUUAGCCCUUCUAUUAAAUUUAUAUAUCCUUUUGAUUUUAUUAUCUUGAGAGAUCAAAGACUCAAUGUUACAUAAACUGUUCUUGUGGUCUAGCUAGCUAGCUAGUUCCCUGUUGCCAAUGUGAGAGGCAAGCAAGCCAUCAAGCAGGUUGUUAAU
This is a messenger RNA of Triticum dicoccoides, 2973 nucleotides long. RefSeq names its product probable xyloglucan glycosyltransferase 3. The transcript is spliced from 6 exons. Gene Ontology annotation, cellular component: Golgi apparatus. The coding region runs from base 448 to 2700 and encodes 750 amino acids. The record is from RefSeq and is a predicted model, not a curated record. Lineage: Eukaryota; Viridiplantae; Streptophyta; Magnoliopsida; Poales; Poaceae. Gene Ontology annotation, molecular function: glycosyltransferase activity.